This is a messenger RNA of Wasmannia auropunctata (little fire ant), 1475 nucleotides long. It is a transcript of the gene Daao1, whose product is annotated as D-aspartate oxidase. Lineage: Eukaryota; Metazoa; Arthropoda; Insecta; Hymenoptera; Formicidae. Bases 229 to 1242 code for a protein of 337 amino acids. Gene Ontology annotation, molecular function: FAD binding; D-amino-acid oxidase activity. The record is from RefSeq and is a predicted model, not a curated record. The transcript is spliced from 6 exons.
UCAAUGAUGAUAACAGUACAUACUUUCAGCGAAACACACUACGUACAUACACAAGUGGAUCGCAAGUAGAUACUUGAUUGCUCUUAAUCAGCAUUACUAUAUGUAUCUGCAUCAAGGAUAGUCCAUAAUUCACAAGCUUUCAAACGUCGUCAAGCGGUGUGUCACACAGUGUGUUUUCUCAAUAUAUAUGUUUUAAUUUGUAAUUAUUACGCUACAACUAAAAGCGAAAUGAGAGUAGCUGUCGUUGGUGGUGGAAUCGUCGGAUUAACAACAGCCAGAUUUGUACAAACAGGAUACUUUCGUAACGCUAAUAUAACAGUCUUGGCCUCGGAUUUUGACAAUACUGUCAGUCAUGUUGCAGCGGGAAUCUUUAGAGUCGGCGCUUCAUUCUGUGGUCCUAGUGAGGCAGUAACAAGACAAUGGGUAAAAGAUUCCUACGAAUUUUACGAUGCCCUUCGAAAAAUGGAUGAUGCUUCUCGUGCUGGAGUGACUGAUAUUUCUGGAUAUAUAUUCGCUAAUUCAUCACCGGAUACUGUUAAGAAUCAUUGGCUCGAAGACGUGGUGCCAAUAUACAGAAGAGCGAACGAGGAAGAAUUCGAACUAGUUAAUGGCAAUUGGAAAUACGGAUCGUACUUCUCAACUCUUCUCACGCAAAGCAAUCUGUAUCUUCCGUGGGCUAAACACCGAUUGCAAUUAGACGGAAUUACAUUCAAGCAAAGAGAACUGAAUUCUCUCAAAGAACUGACUGACGACUAUGAUAUCGUAAUAAAUUGCACUGGGCUUGGAGCGCGCAAGUUAUGCGGCGACAAACGUCUCGUUUCUCUUCGUGGCCAAGUGCUCAAAGUGAAAGCACCGUGGAUGAAAAUGUUCUUCUACGGCGAGCUGGAUACUUAUGUUAUACCAGGUUUCAACGGUGUAGUUACUUUAGGUGGCUCGAGAAACUUUGACUCCGAAAAUAUGAAAUUGUGUCCAUAUGAAUCCGCAGCGAUUCGUGAAAGAUGCGAGACGCUGGUUCCCCCUUUGAAAAAUGCGGAAAUCCUGCGACAAGAAGUCGGUCUGCGACCACAUCGGGAGGGUGGUGUCAGAGUCGGAGAAGGGAAUCGUAUUAGUCAUCAUUCUAAAACUAUAAUUGUACAUAAUUAUGGACACGGUGGUUACGGAGUUUGCAUGGCACCUGGAACUGCUAUAGCGGCCGUGGAUGCAGCCGUCAAACUUCAUAAAUCUACCAGCUCCAAAAUAUAAUUACUAUCUUGUAUAUCAUUUUUUUUUCAUUAUAUACAUUAUUUAAUAUUGUAUCACAGAAAAUACUGUCGAAAAACUUUCUUCUAUCUGCACAUACAUUCUUUAUUAAUGGAUUUUACAUAAAUUAGAAUAGUCUAAUACUGCACAGUCAUAUACAUGCUUAGACAUAGUCUAAUACUGUAUCAUUUGCUGAGAAAUGCACUUAUAAAUAGAACUUUCCGUUAUAAGGCUCG